Aureobasidium pullulans EXF-150 is the source of this 937-nucleotide messenger RNA. RefSeq lists its product as uncharacterized. Lineage: Eukaryota; Fungi; Ascomycota; Dothideomycetes; Dothideales; Saccotheciaceae. The transcript has 3 exons. The record is from RefSeq and is a predicted model, not a curated record. The coding region runs from base 387 to 809 and encodes 140 amino acids.
CAGUGGCCGCAAAACAGAGAAGAGCGGAACGAUCUAUCAUUGGGAAGCGAGAUUGGCUUAUGUUGGAGUGGACGAUCUUGAUGAGGACAGCGAAGAGAACCAGGAACAUGAUGAGGGGCUGACACUCGAAAGGAGUUGUGGUGUUAUGAGGUACAAGGAUUGAGCGCCAACCUUGACUAAUUGCCAAUUCUGUCGGGUGGCUCUUGUAGAAGUCUACGGAAGUGCUGGGACAAUCACAGACUCUUGUUCGAGGCAGAAGACACCGGAACAACAACACAACACAACACACAGACCGCCGACGACACGUAUAAAAAGACUCCGACAUCCCAGCUUCCUCUUAUUCUCACCUCAGCACAAUUCAACCCGAAACAAAGCACACAUUCAAGAUGGUAGACCACGAAGAAAACAACAACGAACCUGAAGGUUCGCUCUCGCCCAACAUGGUCGCUCGUCUCCGCACCGCCAUCGCAAACAAUCCUCAGCGCACCACUUCCUUCCUCGUCACCACUCUCCUGACCAUCUGUCCUGCUCUUCUGACUGGUCCUCUUCUCGCCCUGCUUGGCUUCGGCGGUCUCGGCCCCGCUGCUGGUGGUCUCGCUGCUGGCUUCCAGGGCUGGUUGGGUACACCUUGGCUCUUCCGCGUCCUUCAGAGCGCUGCCAUGGGUGGAUGGGGUUCUGCAUUGAUUCAGGGCAUCGUUCGUGCUUUCUCGGCUGGUGGCUUGGUUCUCGCAUUGAUCAAGAAUAUUCUUGGUCGUGAUGAGGAGGGAGAAGACCACGAAGAAGAAAACGAAGGAGACAACGAGGAGUGACUUUGGCUGAUCCUACUGUGUAUCUGGAUUGGUCGAGUUGCUGAGAACGAAAAUAUGCAGUCGCACUCAAGUGUCUUACAUCCGAACGGCGUCGCACUCUCCUUCAUCGUAGCUCCGCAUAGAGGUGC